This is a messenger RNA of Leptonychotes weddellii (Weddell seal), 2906 nucleotides long. The record is from RefSeq and is a predicted model, not a curated record. NCBI's taxonomy places the organism in Eukaryota, Metazoa, Chordata, Mammalia, Carnivora, Phocidae.
CCCACACCCGCGGCGGCCCCCGGAAGUGGUGUGUACCAGGAUGCCGUGGAGCGGAAGCUGUCCCUGGCGGGAGUCAGUGGGGCUACCCGGCCUGAGACUCUGCCUCUUGUUGCUAGACGACGCGAACUAGCCUUCGUCACUUCCUCAGCCCGCCGCCUCCCCACUCCCCAGGCCGGAACCCAGGGGCCCGGAGCCGGGGUGGGCUCGUCUUCCGGGGUCCAGGACCGCAGCUAGCUCGGCAGCUGGAAUCGAGGCCACGCCACCUGCGGGGAAGAACCUAAGCUGGGGUGGGAAGAUGGCUGCAGACAAGCCUGCAGAUCAGGGAGCAGAGAAACAUGAAGGGACAAGUCAGUCCUCUGGGAUUACUGAUCAAGAGAAGGAGUUGUCCACCAGCGCUUUCCAAGCUUUCACAGCUGGAAAUUAUGAUGCCUGUCUGCAACACCUUGCUUGCCUACAAGAAGUAAACAAAGAUGAUUAUAAAAUAAUUUUGAAUACAGCAGUGGCUGAGUUUUUUAAAAAUAACCAAAUGACAACAGAUAGUUUGAGACAGACACUUAACCAGCUGAAGAAUCAGGUCCACUCGGCUGUUGAAGAAAUGGAUGGAUUAGAUGAUGUUGAGAACAGCAUGUUGUAUUACAAUCAGGCAGUCAUUCUUUAUCAUCUGCGGCAGUACACAGAAGCGAUAGCAGUUGGUGAAAAACUUUACCAGUUCAUAGAACCUUUUGGACAAGAGGUGGAGUGUGAUGGCUCCUCUGUGGGGCUUUGGGAAGAGUUACAGGGUCCCCUUUUGCUGCCAACUGUUGAACAGCUGCUUGCUGUGGAUCCAGGGGGUGCAUUUUCAAGGUGCUCCUCUUCUGUGUUGAGGACAUGGUGGCUGGACAGAUUGGGCAGGAGAAACACCAGUGGUGAAGAUGGGGUAAAUUGUGACCUUUCCUUUUUAACUGGUAAUAAUACCAACAAAGACGGAUCAAAUCAUAAAGCUGAAAGUGGAGCCCUAAUAGAAGCUGCAAAAUCAAAGAUUCAUCAGUAUAAAGUAAGAGCUUAUAUCCAAAUGAAGUCCCUGAAAGCAUGCAAAAGGGAAAUCAAGUCAGUUAUGAACACAGCUGGAAAUUCUGCACCCUCUCUAUUUCUUAAAAGCAAUUUUGAGUACUUAAGAGGCAAUUAUCGAAAAGCUGUGAAGCUAUUAAAUAGUUCAAACAUUGCUGAACAUCCAGGAUUCAUGAAAACAGGUGAAUGCUUGAGAUGCAUGUUCUGGAAUAAUCUUGGUUGCAUCCAUUUUGCCAUGAGCAAGCACAAUUUGGGAAUUUUCUACUUUAAAAAGGCUCUGCAGGAGAAUGACGGUGUUUGUGCACAGCUCAGUGCAGGCAGCACUGAUCCAGGCAAGAAAUUUUCGGGAAGACCCAUGUGUACAUUACUAACCAACAAGAGGUAUGAGUUGCUGUAUAACUGUGGCAUUCAGCUUCUUCACAUUGGAAGACCUCUUGCUGCCUUUGAGUGUCUGAUUGAAGCUGUUCAGGUUUAUCAUGCAAAUCCCCGCCUCUGGCUAAGGUUGGCUGAAUGCUGCAUUGCUGCAAAUAAGGGGACUGCUGAACAAGAAACUAAAGGCCUUCCGAGUAAGAAAGGAAUUGUACAGUCUAUUGUUGGUCAAGGCUAUCAUCGUAAAAUAGUUCUGGCAUCACAGUCCAUACAGAAUACUGUAUAUAAUGAUGGACAGUCUUCAGCCAUUCCUGUAGCCAGUAUGGAGUUUGCAGCCAUUUGUCUCAGAAAUGCCUUGUUGCUGUUACCCGAAGAACAGCAAGAUCCGAAGCAGGAAAAUGGGUCUAAAAAUAGUAAUCAAUUAGGUGGGAACACAGAGAGCAGUGAAAGCAGUGAAACUUGCAGCAGUAAAAGCCAUGAUGGAGAUAAAUUCAUUCCAGCUCCACCUUCUUCUCCAUUGAGAAAACAGGAAUUAGAAAACUUAAAAUGCUCCAUACUUGCCUGUAGUGCUUACGUGGCUCUGGCUUUGGGUGAUAACCUUAUGGCUUUGAAUCACGCAGAUAAACUUCUUCAGCAGCCCAAGCUGUCAGGAUCGCUUAAGUUUUUGGGCCAUUUAUAUGCUGCAGAAGCCCUCAUCUCUCUGGACAGAAUAUCUGAUGCCAUUACUCACUUGAACCCAGAGAAUGUCACUGAUGUUUCCUUAGGGAUCUCUUCAAAUGAGCAGGACCAAGGCUCAGACAAAGGUGAAAAUGAAGCAAUGGAAUCCUCUGGGAAGCGGGCCCCUCAGUGCUACCCCAGUUCGGUCACCUCUGCCAGGACCGUGAUGCUAUUCAAUCUUGGCAGCGCCUACUGCCUGAGGAGCGAAUACGACAAAGCCCGAAAGUGUCUCCACCAGGCGGCUUCAAUGAUCCAUCCUAAAGAGGUGCCCCCUGAAGCCAUCUUAUUGGCAGUCUACCUUGAACUGCAAAAUGGUAAUACCCAGCUGGCCUUACAGAUCAUCAAAAGGAAUCAACUGCUCCCCACAGUGAAAACACUGUCUGAGAUGAGAAAGAAGCCAGUGUUCCAGCCUGUCCACCCGAUCCAGCCCAUCCAAAUGCCAGCUUUCACUGCACAGAGAAAGUGACAUUUUUGCUCUCAGAAAACUGUUACUUGAGACCCAGGGGGGUAUUUACGGGCCUUUUUAGUUGUAUCACAGCAAAAUGAAUAAAAGCAGAUGGUGAAAGGUGCUAGUUUUGAAGACACAAUUUUGAAAUGAUUCUAACCCCUGGCUUUUGGGGGUUUUUUUGUUUUGUUUUGUUUUGUUUUUGCCAGAAGCUUACUUAAAAUUAAGGAUUCACAAACUCGUUUUCAUCUUUUUCUUUAAUCUUACAUUUUGAGCCAUUAUGUGAUGUAUCCAUGUCAUAGGCAAUUAAAACAUGGUCUUAUCAGAA